This is a messenger RNA of Fonsecaea erecta, 1068 nucleotides long. RefSeq lists its product as hypothetical. NCBI's taxonomy places the organism in Eukaryota, Fungi, Ascomycota, Eurotiomycetes, Chaetothyriales, Herpotrichiellaceae. The transcript has 2 exons. The coding region runs from base 1 to 1068 and encodes 355 amino acids. The record is from RefSeq and is a predicted model, not a curated record.
AUGGUGAUCAAACUGACAUUUGCCUGCUCGGACUACGACCGUAUGAAGGCGAUCGAAGACGGGCGAGUCAGGCCAGAAGGAAUUGACCUCACUUUCCUCAAUUAUCGAGUAGAAGAGACGUUCUUCCGUCAAUUGAAGUUUCGAGAAUUCGAUGUCUCAGAGCUUUCUUUGUCUUCGUACGUGUUGACGUUGAACCAGGAGCAUCCGCCCUUCAUCGCAAUACCCGUAUUUCCCAGUCGCUACUUCCGGCACCAAUCGAUUUAUAUCAACACGAAAUCGGGAAUCAAGACACCUCAGGAUCUCAGAGGGAAGAGAAUCGGUAUUCCAGAGUACCAGAGUAUGUAUGCCCCUAGCCCAUGGCAGCUCGACUCAGUGAGUCUGAAACAAGAUGAAGCUCACAAUACCUCAGUGACUGCUGCGGUGUGGCAGCGCGGGAUGCUGGAAGAAGAGUUUGGCGUCCCUAUCAGCAGUGUCCAAUUCUAUGUCGGAAAUAUCGAACCGUCGCAAGAACAGCGGACGAACAAGGUCGCCCAUUCCGUACCAGCUAAUACAUCGAUAACGCCGAUCCAGCCUGGCCAGAACCUCUCGCAGAUGCUGGAGGACGGCGAGGUGGAUGUUCUCUUCACGGCGACUAAGCCGUCGUCAUUCGACAGAUGCGAGCACGUCACCUAUCUCUUCCAGGACUUCGAACAAGUCGAAGCCGAGUAUUUCCAACGAACCAAUAUCUUCCCCAUCAUGCACGUCGUUGUGUUGAAGCGCGAGGUUCACGAGAAAAACCCCUGGAUCGCCAAGACUUUGCAGAAGGCGUUUGCGAAAUCGCUGGAUGUCGCCUACGAAGCCAUCCAUGAGCGUGGCGCAUUGCGUUAUAUUCUUCCCUGGCUGGAGUACCAUGUCGAAAGAACCAAGAAGCUGAUGGGUCGGGAGUGGUGGUGGCAGGAUGGGUUCGAAGGAAACAAGCAAGUUCUGGACAAGUUUCUAGAGUAUUCCUUCAAGCAAGGGUUGGCGAAACGGCGUUUCAAGCCAGAGGAGCUAUUUGCUCCAAACACUUUGGAAAGCUUUGUUGUGUAG